ACUAUGUGAGCUAGAUUUAGUUUUGCUCAUGUAGCCAUGAUGACAACUCUGACUGUAAGGUUGUGCUUUAUUGCUGUUUUGGCUGCCUACAGCGUUCAAGGAUCAGCCCCUGCGAUGGAGAAUGGUUUUGUAAAGAUGAAAAAGGGGGAAAAUUUUACCAUGAAGUGCAACACGGACGACAAUGAAAAAGAUAAUUUAGGACUAUAUGCACGACUCCCAGGCAAGCAUGUAGUGGGGGUCUAUGACAAACAAACUAACAAUGUUACUCUCAGUAAGGAGUACAGAGAAAGAGUGAAAAUCAGUGGCCCCAUACAGAAAGUAACUAUGACGAUUAGUGACCUGCAGCUGAAAGACUCUGGACUGUACAUAGGUCUGUAUAAGAAAUAUGAUGUGGAUAAAAAAGAAGAAGUAAAAGAAGAAGGAUGCAGCAUUCUCCUGUUUGUCAAUGAUGUGGAUAAGACAUAUGUCCAAAAAUCAACUGGUAAAGAGUCAUCUGCCAUGUCUGAGCCACUGGUACUCAUCUCUGUCCUGACUGCAUGCACUAUGCUUGUAGUGUUUUUCCUGGUGAUGUGGGUGUUAGCACCCAAGGUGAAGGCCAGAUGUGUGAAUCAGGCAGAUGAUGCAUCAAGAGAAUAUAACCCAGUCUAUGAGGAUAUGCACCGUGUGAAUAAUAAAUAAGAUGAUCUUUUUUUCCCCCCACUUUGUUAAAAAAUUUAAUGGUUGUUUAUUUUGUCAUUACUGAAAUGCUCAAGAAUGCUUUUAAGCUUGCCUGCCGUUCUUGCAUAAAAAUGUUAAGAUUAUUCUGGCAUUUAUGUUUUUAUUUACUGUCAUGUUUGUAAUAUUUUAACUGAAAUAAAAUAUAAUGUGGUAG
Molecule: messenger RNA, 871 nt
Organism: Ictalurus furcatus (blue catfish)
Lineage: Eukaryota; Metazoa; Chordata; Actinopteri; Siluriformes; Ictaluridae
Exons: 4
Coding region: 37-678 (213 amino acids)
Biological process (GO): adaptive immune response
Cellular component (GO): membrane
Molecular function (GO): signaling receptor activity
Source: RefSeq, a predicted model, not a curated record